Messenger RNA from Halichondria panicea, 570 nucleotides. RefSeq lists its product as uncharacterized. The transcript is spliced from 8 exons. The coding region runs from base 1 to 570 and encodes 189 amino acids. The record is from RefSeq and is a predicted model, not a curated record. Lineage: Eukaryota; Metazoa; Porifera; Demospongiae; Suberitida; Halichondriidae.
AUGUAUGGAGGGGAAAUACUGCUACCUCUCGUGGCAUUGGACAAGAUCAACCUGAUAGAGGGCUACAUCGAGGAGAGCAAGACACUUCAAGAGGAGUUUGUGGCGUUGUUGGAUGAUCUCUGUGAGCCUGGAACCACACAAACCAAGAUCAACAGGUUUGUUUCUGAGUGCUCGCUGAUCCCAAAGGACUCCAUGGACGAACUCCUCUCCAAGUGUAACUGCAAGCUCAACUUGAAACAGCUGUAUCGUCUUGCUCAUCGCAUGGUCACCAAAUACAACCUGGAUCUUUCCAAGUUCUCCCACAUCCACAGCCGUUGGUCCACUGCGUCACUCCACCACCUCCUCCAGAAGAGAUACGUUGAGGGCGCCAUCACCGAGGGCAACAUCAAUGACCUAUUAGAGAGUGUAGUCGAGGACAACACCGCCCUACAGUUCCAGCUGGUGAAGGAGCUGGUGUAUCACAAUGACAUCGCUGCAGCUGUGUAUUGGGCCGGCAGGUGUGAGCUGCCCGUCCAACAGCUGCCCUUCUCAGUGCAGAUACAGCUAGAGGCACAGAGUUUGAGAGUCUAG